AUGUUUCAGGAUGAAGACAUUUAUACGUUUUUUGAGCCAGAGCUUCCUUCUGGACCAACACCUACUCCAAGAGCCAAGAUGGUCAAAUCUGUAAACAGAACUGUUACAAAUCUUUCAGCGGGGACUAGUGGGCUUGUGUCAUUCAACCAUAAACCUCCUAUAUCCUAUCGGACCUCAGAGAAGAGAGCAAGCAAUCAUACAAAUGGGAAAUGGUGGUCUAGGAUGCUUAACCGAAUGACAAUGCAUGAAGGCUCAUUAGUUCUUGAUCUCAAGGCUGACAAUUACUUCUCUUGUGCAAGCUUGGAAAAUGUAGUAAAGAGAAUGGCCAAAACCUAA
Messenger RNA from Fraxinus pennsylvanica, 336 nucleotides. NCBI's taxonomy places the organism in Eukaryota, Viridiplantae, Streptophyta, Magnoliopsida, Lamiales, Oleaceae. The record is from the annotation of a GenBank genome assembly.